AUGUCCGAACAAACCCAAACCCUCCCAGACGGCACGAUCCAGCUCGCGCCGCGCACCGGCACAGCCUUCCAUCUCAAAAAAGGCCAACGCCUGACCGUCAUCGACCCCAAGGGCGGCCAAGUCUCCGACCUCGUCGCCUUCGCCGCCCCCGACAUCCGCGAAGCCCUCUCCAACGGCCGCACCUUCGACUACGCGGACAAAAUCUACCUCUCGACAGGCGGCGCGCUCUACAGCAACCGCAGCAACGUCAUGCUACGCAUCGUCGCCGAUACCGUCGGCACGCACGACUUCCUUUUGACGCCGUGCUCGCGCGACACGUUCCGCAUCAUCUACGGCGACACCGACCCGGCGCCGGGGUGCUUUGGUAACUUGGCGCACGUGCUGGCGAAGUACGGGGUUGAGGAGGACCGGAUCCCUUGCGCGUUCAAUUGUUUCAUGAAUGUGCCGGUGGAUGGGAAGACGGGGCGGUUUGGCGUCGAGCCGCCUGUGUCGAAGGCUGGCGAUCAUGUGGACUUUGUGGCGGAGAUGGAUCUGGUUGUGGGGCUGACGGCGUGUUCGGCGGCGAAGUCGAAUGGGGGGAGUUUUAAGCCGAUUCAGUAUCGGAUUGAUUAG
Molecule: messenger RNA, 612 nt
Organism: Lasiodiplodia theobromae
Lineage: Eukaryota; Fungi; Ascomycota; Dothideomycetes; Botryosphaeriales; Botryosphaeriaceae
Product: Protein ycgI
Exons: 1
Coding region: 1-612 (203 amino acids)
Source: RefSeq, a predicted model, not a curated record